This is a messenger RNA of Pantherophis guttatus, 3735 nucleotides long. The record is from RefSeq and is a predicted model, not a curated record. NCBI's taxonomy places the organism in Eukaryota, Metazoa, Chordata, Lepidosauria, Squamata, Colubridae.
UCCAGAGGGGGCGGUGAUUCGCUCCGGGAUCCGCGAUCGCCUCCACCGAGAUGAGCCUCUCGGGCUCACAGCUGCGGCCGCUGCUGCUAUUGCUGCUGCCGCCCUUCGCCCUCGCGUGGCCGGGCCCGGGGUCGCCCGUGGGACCCGCCAAGACCCUCCUGCUCAUCCAGCCCGAGUCGACGGAGCCGCUGCCUUCCAAAGGAGCGCAAGGAUGUUAUUUCGGUGGCCGGUUCUACACCUUGGAGGAUACCUGGCAUCCUGAUUUAGGGGAACCCUUUGGCAUUAUGCACUGUGUAGUGUGCACCUGCGAACCACAGAGGAAUCGGAGAGGGAAACCGGCAGGCAAAGUCAGCUGUAAGAACAUUAAGCAUAGCUGCCCCAAACUUCCUUGUGCUGAUGCUAUUGUGCUUCCAGGACAAUGUUGCAAAUCCUGCCCCAAAGCCCCCGCCUACAUCGCGGAGAAGAGAUCUGAGCAGCUGUUGGACAAGAUGGAAUACUCCCAGGAGAAAGAAGACGGCUUACACAGGAACUACAACGAUCGGGCCUACUUCAGUUCUCAGGACUUGAUCCGAGAUGACAGCCAGAUAGAUUUUGUGGCAUUGCUGAUCGGGGGCUCAGAUCCGAGGGCGGCUGCCACCAGUGCGGUGGCGAAAGCCAGAUUCACUCUCACUCACUUGCAUCUGAUCUUCUCCAUCAACUAUGAAAGGCUGAGCCAACCAAUCCGUGUCCGUUUCUUGGAGCCAGAUGGGACGGUCCUUUUUGAACAUCCUAUACAACAGGACACCAUCUUCCAAGAUGGUAUGAUCUGUGGCAUGUGGCGGAAUUUGCAGAAGGCUUCCAUCCGGCUCUUGAAAAUGGAUCAGAUGCGCAUAACCCUAAUCACCCAGACUCAUCCUGCAGGGGAGGUUCAAGGCCAGAUUGUCAAGCAUCGGGUCUUAUUCUCUUCUGUUGUUCCAGAGACUUUCAGCGCCAUCUUGACGUCCAUGGACCCGACUCCCCUUAACAUGGGCGGCAUCGCUAUGCUGACCCUGAGUGACACAGAGAACAAUCUGCAUUUUGUCCUUGUUACUAAGGGGUUUCUGGAGCCAGCAGACAAAAAAUCUGAUCGGAUCCCUCUAAGGGUGCAAAUCCUACAUCAGGACAAUGUCCUCAGGCAGGUUCUGGCUAAUGUCACCUUACAGGACUCCGAUUUUGCAGAGGUGCUGAUGGAAUUGGGGGCUCAGGAGAUGGACUGGCUGGCACAAGGACAGCUGAGGAUGACCGCAGAGGUGGACGGUGGAGCCCGUCAGAAGUUAGCUGGGUUUAUCACAGUCCGGAGAAGCUGUGACACCAUACAGAGUGUGCUUUGUGGAGCCAACGCCUUGAUACCCACUCACACAGGGGCAGUGGGCUCUGCCAAGAUUGUGCUACAUGAAAAUGGGACGUGGGAAUACCAGAUCCAGGUAGCCGGAACAGGAAGCGAGGUGAUUGGCGUCACCUUGGAGACCAAACCCCGCCGAAGAAAUAAACGUAGCAUUUUGUACGACAUGACCCACAGCUACAGGGAUGGCACGGCCAGUGGCUCCUGGACACAAGCCAGCGGGCGCGAUGCCCACAUGCUGCUGCAGAACGAGCUCUUCUUAAAUGUCGCCACCAAGGACUUUGAAGACGGAGAAUUGCGCGGACAGAUAAACUCCAUGCUCUACAACGGACUCUUGGCCCGUUAUCAAGAACUUCCUAUCCCUCUGGCCGGCCAGUUUGUAUCCCCUGCGGUGCACACGGGCUCUGCUGGCCACUCCUGGGUGUCUUUGGACGGUCACUGCCAUCUGCACUAUGAAAUUGUGGUGGCUGGCCUGGGCAGGGCAGACGAUGGCACCGUCAGCGCUCACUUGCACGGUUUUGCCGAACUGGGAGAGAUUCACGAGACCAGCCUCCCCGAGCACAGGAGGCUGCUGAGAAGUUUCUAUGGCACAGAGGCCCAAGGAGUGGUGAAGGACUUGGACGCAGAGCUGCUUCGGCACCUAGCUCAAGGCACAGCUUUCCUGCAAGUCAGCACCAAAGCGAACCCACAAGGAGAGAUCCGGGGGAAGGUUCACAUUCCCAACCAAUGCAAGGCAGGGCGCCUCCGGCUGGCCUCUGACAACCUAGAGGAGAAACCUGUUGGAGAAGCAAGGCCCAGGGACCCCAAAGAGUUGAAGAAAGACCUCAACGCCUGCUUUUUUGAAGGUCAACACCGGCCCCAUGGCUCCCGCUGGGCUCCCGACUAUGACAAGAAAUGUUCUAUAUGCAUCUGUCAGAAGCGAACGGUGAUCUGUGAUCCGGUGUUGUGCCAGCCACUCAACUGCUCCCAGACAGUCCAUCACAGUAAUCAGUGCUGCCCUGUGUGUCAAGAGGGAAACGAAGAACGGAAAAGAGCAGAGAAAAUCCGAGACGGCAGCGAAGGAUGCUAUUUUGAUGGUGACAAGACGUGGAGACGCGCAGGCACCCAUUGGCAUCCUGUAGUCCCUCCCUUUGGGCUCAUCAAAUGCGCCAUUUGCACCUGCAAGGGAACCACCGGGGAAGUUCAUUGUGAGAAGGUGCAGUGUCCACAGCUGACCUGCAGUAACCCCAUCCGGCUCAACCCAUCCGACUGCUGUAAGCAAUGCCCAGCCUCGGAGAAGAGCUCUUCCCUGCUUUCCGACAUGAUGCAAGCGGACGGCCCCCGAGCUUGCAAGUUUGGGCGUCAGUGGUUCAUGCACAAUGAGAGGUGGCACCCUACAGUGCCCCCUUUCGGGGAGAUGAAAUGCAUCACCUGCUGGUGCCUGUCUGGGGAAACACAUUGUGAGCGUCAAGAAUGUUCCCCAACCUCUUGCUCCAAGGAAGGGAAAAAGGGGGACUCGUGUUGCACCCAGUGCCAAGCAUCGGAGAUCCUUCAAGAAGAAGCUCAAGGGACCUUUGAAGGAGUGACCAAGCGCUCCUGGAGACAUUAAACCAGCCAAACCCAAGAAGCAUGGAUGCCCCCCCCCAAAAGAUAUUUUAGAGUUGCUAAGGCAGGCAAGUGGGUCUGGAGUGAGAUCUUUCUGGGACCUCCUUAAAGCCAGCCAAGUUUUGACGGUGGUUCUCCAAGCCACAGGAAGACCUUCAGAUCUUCUCGCAGAAGAAGCAACCAUCCAUUCUCCUGAGCAGGUCUCCUUUCUCCUCUACCUGUGGGGCAGCCACACCUCUUUUUUUUGCACCUGCUUCUCUGAGAAGGAAAGGCAUUUUAUGGGUUCCUCGAGGAACUGGGAAUUGAUAUUACGUGCCUGGGAUGCGCAGUAAAACUCUAAGAUGGAACCGUGAUUCUGCCCAACUCAUGGGAGGCCCCUUCCGUUAUCCUUCCAUGAACUCAACACGUUGACGCCUUCAUCUUAAUUUCACACAUUUUGGAUAUGCGACCUCUUCAAAAGGAACCAGAUCGCUUAAGUUGUACCGAACACUAUCCGAAGGAGGGGAAAGCAACUCUUCCCCAAAGUAAUAUAUAUGUAUGUAUAUAUAAAAUGUAAAAUUGUCCUCCUUUGCUGCAUUUUGAGGCCAGGAAUUGGGGGGGGAGUAUUGGGGAAGGAGAGGGGGGGCUUUCUCUUAGUUUCAUUUUGUUGUAUAAUUUAUGUUGUCCAUCGGCGGCUGAGGUUCUCCUUCCCUGCUCAAUUCAAAACCGAAGGGUCGAUGUUUGAAGAUGAAAUAUUUAUUUUUUAAAAACGAAGGUCAACCGAGUAAAAUACACCAUGAGGUUGAACCAAA